Molecule: messenger RNA, 5477 nt
Organism: Diospyros lotus (date-plum)
Lineage: Eukaryota; Viridiplantae; Streptophyta; Magnoliopsida; Ericales; Ebenaceae
Product: myosin-6-like
Exons: 39
Coding region: 472-5004 (1510 amino acids)
Biological process (GO): actin filament organization; vesicle transport along actin filament
Cellular component (GO): vesicle; cytoplasm; actin cytoskeleton
Molecular function (GO): actin filament binding; microfilament motor activity; ATP binding
Source: RefSeq, a predicted model, not a curated record
GAGGCGAGAGGGAGAAGACGGAAGAAAGAAAGUUGGAAGAGAAAGACAGAAGCAAAGAACAACUAAGCGAAGGGUUCGCAUUUCUAUUAUUCUCUCUCUCUCUCUCUCUCUGUCUGUCUUUUCGCAAAUUGGUCGGUGAAGCAUCUGUAAGCUCGCUCUGCCGCCUUGUCUCUGUGAUAUUCUGUUGUUCUUUUCUGGAAACGAGGAAUCUGAGAACUUGAAGUCGAAGGGAGGGGAUUGAAACGGAGUCCGUUGCCGCUGAAUCUUGGUGAUCUUGGAGGGAGGAUAAGGAAAUUGAGUCGAGUGGAGGGAGGGAAGUGUUGUUUCGGUGUGGAUUUGGGAUUUCAGAGCUCGGAACUGGAACUGGAACUGGAAGAGGCAGUUUGUUGUUUGAUCUGCGUUUUGACUGAAUUGUGAUAUCGUCCGGAGGAAUCGGAAGCCUAAGUUUCCGAUCCGUUGAAGUUCUUCCAAAUGGCUGCUUCAGUCAGUCUAGGCAUUGGAUCUCUUGUUUGGGUGGAGGAUCCCGAUGCUGCGUGGAUAGAUGGGAAAGUUGUGGCGGUCAAUGGUGAAGAAAUUAAAGUUCUUUGUACUUCAGGGAAGAAGGUUGUUGUUAGGGCUUCCAAUGCCUAUCCCAAAGAUGCUGAGGCUCCACCAUGUGGAGUUGAUGACAUGACAAAAUUGGCUUAUUUACAUGAACCAGGAGUUCUUGAUAAUUUAAGAUCUAGAUAUGAUAUCAAUGAAAUAUAUACUUAUACAGGGAAUAUAUUGAUUGCCGUAAAUCCUUUUAGAAAAUUACCACAUCUAUAUGACAACCAUAUGAUGGCACAAUAUAAAGGGGCAGCUUUUGGUGAACUGAGUCCACAUCCUUUUGCUGUUGCGGAUGCAGCUUACCGACAAAUGAUCAACGAGGGAAUAAGCCAGUCAAUUUUGGUUAGUGGAGAAAGUGGUGCAGGUAAAACAGAAAGCACAAAAUUGCUUAUGCGUUAUCUUGCUUACAUGGGAGGGAGAGCUGUAUCUGAGGGGAGGACUGUUGAGCAACAAGUUCUGGAGUCCAAUCCUGUUCUAGAAGCAUUUGGUAAUGCAAAAACUGUCCGAAAUAAUAACUCCAGUCGUUUUGGUAAGUUUGUAGAGAUCCAAUUUGACCAGAAUGGAAGGAUUUCGGGUGCUGCUAUAAGGACUUAUUUGCUUGAAAGAUCCCGUGUCUGUCAAGUGUCCAAUCCUGAGAGGAAUUAUCAUUGUUUCUACAUGCUUUGUGCUGCACCCUCAGAGGAUGUCAAAAGAUACAAGUUGGGAAAUCCAAGAUCAUUUCACUAUCUAAAUCAAUCAAAUUGCUAUGAAUUGGAUGGUAUUGAUGAUUGUAAAGAAUACAUUGCAACAAGGAAGGCAAUGGAGAUUGUAGGCAUAAGUUCUGAGGAGCAGGAUGCAAUUUUUAGAGUACUUGCGGCAAUUCUGCAUUUAGGAAAUAUUGAAUUUUCAAAGGGAAAGGAAAUGGACUCAUCUACGCCCAAAGAUGAAAAAUCUUGGUUCCAUCUCAGAACUGCUGCAGAGCUGUUCAUGUGUGAUCCAAAGGCUUUAGAGGAUUCUCUUUGCAAACGUGUAAUUGUAACUCGUGAUGAGACCAUCACAAAAUGGUUAGAUCCAGAAUCUGCAGUUAUCAGUAGAGAUGCAUUGGCAAAAGUUGUUUACUCAAGGUUGUUUGACUGGCUUGUUGAUAAGAUAAACAGUUCAAUUGGUCAAGACCCGAACUCAAAAUUUUUAAUUGGAGUGCUGGAUAUUUAUGGAUUUGAGAGUUUCAAAACAAACAGCUUUGAGCAAUUCUGCAUCAAUUUGACAAAUGAGAAGCUUCAGCAACACUUUAAUCAGCAUGUCUUCAAAAUGGAGCAAGAAGAAUAUACAAAAGAAGAAAUUAACUGGAGUUACAUUGAAUUCAUUGAUAAUCAAGAUGUUUUAGAUCUCAUUGAAAAGAAACCGGGUGGCAUAAUAGCUCUUCUGGAUGAAGCUUGUAUGUUCCCAAGAUCGACGCAUGAAACCUUUGCUCAAAAGCUGUAUCAAACCUUCAAAAACCAUAAACGCUUCAGUAAACCAAAGUUAUCUCGCUCUGAUUUUACUAUUCUCCAUUAUGCUGGUGAUGUCACCUAUCAAACUGAAUUGUUUCUGGACAAGAACAAAGAUUAUGUUAUUGCUGAACACCAAGCACUCUUGAAUGCUUCUAGAUGCUCAUUUGUUUCUGGUUUGUUUCCUACUUCAUCUGAGGAGUCCUCUAAACAAUCAAAGUUCUCUUCCAUAGGUUCACGCUUCAAGCAACAAUUGCAAGCAUUACUUGAAACUCUAAGUUCAACAGAGCCUCAUUAUAUCCGCUGUGUGAAGCCCAAUAACCUUCUUAAGCCAUCUAUUUUCGAGAACAGCAAUGUUCUACUACAACUACGAUGUGGGGGAGUGAUGGAGGCAAUUAGGAUUAGUUGUGCUGGAUAUCCUACGAGAAAACCUUUCCUUGAAUUUGUUGAUCGAUUUGGCAUCCUUGCCCCUGAAGUUUUGGAUGGGAGUACGGAUGAGGUCACUGCUUGCAAGAGGCUCCUUGAGAAAGUGGGAUUGGAAGGCUAUCAGAUUGGCAAGACAAAGAUAUUUCUUAGAGCUGGACAGAUGGCAGAACUGGAUGCUCGCAGAACUGAAGUUUUGGGAAGAUCAGCAAGCAUUAUUCAGAGGAAGAUCCGUUCUUACAUGGCUCGAAAAAGUUUUUUCUUGCUCCGUUCAUCUGCAGUAUUGAUUCAAUCCGUGUGCAGAGGGAAAAUUGCUCGGGAAGUGUAUGAGAGCAUGAGGAGAGAAGCUUCUUCCAUAAAAAUUCAAAGAGAUUUCCGGAUGCAUCUUGCUAGGAAAGCAUACAAAGAUUUGUGCUCCUCUGCCAUUUCAAUUCAGGCUGGAAUGCGUGGAAUGGCUGCACGUGAUGAGCUUCGCUUCAGAAGGCAGACAAGAGCAGCAAUCAUUAUUCAGAGCCAUUGUCGCAAAUACUUGGCACGCUUGCAUUAUAAGAAGUUAAAGAAAGCUGCAAUCACCACACAAUGUGCAUGGAGGGGAAGAGUUGCUCGUAAAGAACUGCGGAAGCUUAAGAUGGCUGCUAGGGAAACUGGUGCUCUACAAGCUGCCAAAAAUAAGCUUGAGAAGCAAGUGGAGGAAUUAACAUGGCGGUUACAGCUGGAGAAGCGUAUGAGGGCUGACGUGGAGGAAGCCAAAACCCAAGAAAAUGCAAAAUUACAAUCUGCAUUGCAAGAGAUGCAACUUCAGUUUAAAGAAACUAAAGAAAUGCUAUUGAAGGAACGUGAGGCUUCCAAAAAGGCAGCAGAGCAAAUCCCAAUCAUACAGGAGGUCCCAGUCAUUGACCAUACAGUAAUGGAUAAACUUGCUGCCGAAAAUGAGAAACUCAAGGACUUGGUUGGUUCUUUAGAAAAGAAAAUUGAUGAAACAGAGAAAAGAUAUGAGGAGACAAAUAAACUUAGUGAGGAGAGGUUGAAGCAAGCUUUGGAGGCUGAAUCAAAGAUAAUUCAGCUGAAGACUUCUAUGCAAAGGCUGGAGGAAAAAAUUUCUGACAUGGAAUCCGAGAACAAAAUUCUUCGACAGCAAUCCUUGCUAAGUCCACCUGCUAGACAGGUGCCAGAACUCCCACCAACUACCCCAAUUAAGAAUUUGGAGAAUGGUCACCAUGUACAUGAGGAGAAUAGAACCAACGAAACACAAAUUGUCACACCUACUAAGAAGUCUGGAACUGAAUCUGAUAGCAAGCUUGGUAGAUCCUUGAUUGAUCGCCAACAUGAGAAUGUUGAUGCUCUUAUCAGCUGUGUUAUGAAGGAUAUUGGUUUUAGCCAAGGCAAGCCUGUUGCAGCAUUUACCAUUUACAAAUGCCUUCUACAUUGGAAAUCUUUUGAGGCCGAACGAACUAGUGUGUUUGAUCGUCUUAUUCAGAUGAUUGGUUCAGCUAUUGAGGAUCAAGAUAACAAUGAUCACAUGGCUUAUUGGCUAUCAAAUACCUCUACAUUAUUGUUUUUGCUACAAAGAAGCAUAAGGGCUGCUGGUGCACCUGGCGGAACCCCAAGCCGAAAACCACCUGCUCCUACAUCACUGUUUGGAAGAAUGGCUAUGGGAUUCCGCUCUGCUUCUUCUGCAAGUCUUCCUGCACCUGACACAGUUCGCCAAGUUGAAGCCAAAUACCCAGCUUUGCUUUUCAAACAGCAACUCACAGCAUAUGUGGAGAAAAUCUAUGGCAUAAUACGAGACAACUUGAAAAAAGAAUUAGCAUCAUUUGUUUCCCUAUGUAUCCAGGCACCAAGAACAUCCAAGGGCAACGUGCUUAGAUCUGGGCGGUCUUUUGGCAAAGAUUCUCCAUCAAAUUACUGGCUGAGCAUCAUUGACUGUCUCAAUUCUCUUCUCAGUACAUUGAAAGAAAAUUUUGUGCCUCCAAUUCUUGUUCAGAAGAUAUUUACUCAAACUUUCUCAUAUAUCAAUGUCCAACUUUUCAAUAGUCUUCUCCUACGUCGUGAAUGUUGUACAUUCAGUAAUGGGGAAUAUGUGAAAGCUGGGCUGGCAGAGUUGGAGCUCUGGUGCUGCCAAGCAAAAGAAGAGUAUGCAGGCCCAGCAUGGGAUGAACUUAAGCACAUAAGACAAGCCGUUGGAUUCUUGGUUAUACAUCAAAAGUAUAGAAUUUCUUAUGAUGAAAUUACCAAUGAUCUGUGCCCUAUUCUGAGUGUCCAGCAGCUGUACAGAAUAUGCACGUUGUACUGGGAUGACAACUAUAAUACUCGAAGUGUCUCCCCAGAUGUCAUAUCCAGCAUGAGGGUACUAAUGACAGAGGACUCCAACAAUGCUGUCAGCAAUUCCUUUUUGUUGGAUGACAAUUCCAGCAUUCCUUUCUCGGUUGAUGACCUCUCCAAAACGCUGCAAGAAAAGGAUUUUUCAGAUGUAAAACCGUCAGCCGAACUUAUUGAGAAUCCAGCCUUCCAAUUUUUAGACGAAUGAGGCUAAGGAAUUAGCAGCAUGCCCUCGACCAUCUUGCCUACAGUAGAUACUGAAUUUAUUUGAGGAGAGGUACACCUGGUGAUUGUAAAUUCAUUUUUUUUUUAAUUUUUUUCCCACUUUUCUAUUUCACUAUAGAUUUUUUAUUUUUUUGGGUCUACAUCCCCGCCCAAAGUUGCAUUACAUCUCUCUUAAUUUUUAAUUUUUGAGUUGUAGAUUUGUAAAAUAUCUAUAGUAAAUCCAGCGGGGAUUGUACCUUGUUUUUGGGUGUUAUUGCUUUGUAUUAUUAUUUUAUUCUUCUGCCAAUUAGGGCAGCAUUCUUUUCUUGAGCUUUAAGAAGGAAAGCAUUAUUGCCUUAGAGAUUAGUGAGAUCCAGUUUUGUUUUGUUUCUCCUGGAUUAUAUGCCUUGUAAUGCACAGAUUUGUAUGAACAGUUACUCAAUUGUAUGAUAAAGUAUUUGGUGAUUGGUUUUUGUA